GUCGCCGUUCUUUCCAUCUCGUCGCCGUCGUCGUCGAUGCACUCCCUCCUGGCAUGAUAAUACUCGACGAAGAAGACCAGCAGAAGUUGAAGGAUGAUUCCGCCACUGGUCCGACUUUGCGUUUCCCAGAACGCGUGGCAGGCGGCAGACGUCCAUUCAGUCCCCUUCCCGACUACGAGACGUCUCAGGCCUUGGCCCUCAACCUCAAUCGCUCCCCAUCUCCGUCCCCAGAAUCUCUCCGCAAACCUCCUGUGAAAAAACGUUUUGAUGCUCGGUUCUGGAAAGCCACUCUCUGCGCUUUAACCAUCUACAUUACCCUCUCCAUCGUCAUCGGCAUUCCCCUAAUAGUCACUAAAACCCGCAACGAUAACACCAACACCAUCCAGUCCUAUUCCCUAUCUUCUCUCUCAUACCCCGUUCCAUGGCAGGAUAAAAACUCAAAUCCUGCAUACACAAACAACAUUGUCGGUGUCGUCCAGAGCGGCUACACCCCAGUCUGCAGUAACUGGACAUCAUCCAACGCUAUCGGCUACACAGACAUUAUACUGUCAACCGUCCAGUACAACGUUUCAGCUAAUGGAGACUACAGUUUCUCCACCAACGCUUCUUAUAACCAGGAUUUCGACUUCAUCAGUGGCGACCUUAUCGUUGACAUGAAUCCCGACAAUACCACAGACAGUGCUGUCCUUCUGAUCACCAUGCAGGCAUCGAGUAGUAUCAUAAACAACCAGACGCUUGUCUGUGUGAUCGCAGCCGAUAACUAUACUGAUCUUUCCGUCUAUGUUCCCGGCAACGUCACCGACACUGAUUCUCUCAUGUUGAAUUUCACUUUGCUCUUCCCUCAGACAAUCGGCCCUGCCUACGUCAACAGUUUUUCCACAUUUCUGCCGAUGUUUCUUCAGAAAUUCGGCAAUUUGGGCCCUAAUGUCAAUUUCCAGCAAGUUGAUAUAGAAGGUCCUCUAUCGGAAGUUUCUGUUGGUUCAAUGCAAGCAGAAUCGAUACUAGUUGAAACUUCACUAGAACCAAUAACUGGUCAGUUUGAUGUUACGAGUGGUCUGACUUUAAGCACCAUUAAAGCCCCUAUUGAUGCCAACAUCUCCCUCUAUAACGACCCCAAAUCAGAGUAUCCUACUCUGCUUGCUCUCAGCACUGGAUACGAUAAUAUCACUGCAAAUGUGACAUUGCUUGCCCCAAAUAAAGUGACACCAACUCGGCCAAAUUUCAUUGCCACCAUGCGCACUUUUAAGGGCGCACUCAAUGCAGCCAUCUCUCACGAUCCUUCAUCACCGCCAACAGUACUGAGGCUGCGUGCGCAGAAUGACCUUGGUCCAUCGAAUGUGACUCUUGAUCGGAAGUAUCAGGGGACGUUUGAUGUGCGGACGAAGCUAGCCACAGCGACGGUUGCGGAAGGCGCAGAUCCGCCUGCUUCAUCUGGCGGAGCUAGCCCGCGUGAGUAUCAAUUUGAUUUCAUCUCUGGGUAUCGGGUAUAUGGAUGGGUGGGGUGGGGUCAACGACCGGUUUAUUGGGACUAUGACCAACAGGGUGAAGCGGUAGUGGAGAGUCUCACUCGACAACGUGACGCUGUCGAUGGAUGGUGCUGGGCUUGAGUGAACUGACAGAGACUUGGAUUAAUCUUGUGGAUAUACAUUCUGUGCAUACACGUUCGUCGUUCUGUCCAAGUUUUUACAGGUCAUUCUUUUUUUCGGCAGAGGUCUACUUUGACUUUGCAUGGCAUUUGUAAUAUUAUUAUUUGCAACCCACUGUACUACCAUAGGGAGGUUAUGGUAAUUUGCUAUAGAUGGACUAUUUUCGCUCUUU
Molecule: messenger RNA, 1818 nt
Organism: Serpula lacrymans var. lacrymans S7.9
Lineage: Eukaryota; Fungi; Basidiomycota; Agaricomycetes; Boletales; Serpulaceae
Exons: 7
Coding region: 54-1607 (517 amino acids)
Source: RefSeq, a predicted model, not a curated record